Messenger RNA from Brassica oleracea var. oleracea, 1470 nucleotides. RefSeq names its product SWR1-complex protein 4-like. The transcript has 11 exons. Lineage: Eukaryota; Viridiplantae; Streptophyta; Magnoliopsida; Brassicales; Brassicaceae. Gene Ontology annotation, molecular function: transcription corepressor activity. The record is from RefSeq and is a predicted model, not a curated record. Bases 552 to 1253 code for a protein of 233 amino acids. Gene Ontology annotation, biological process: chromatin remodeling; negative regulation of transcription by RNA polymerase II; DNA repair. Gene Ontology annotation, cellular component: NuA4 histone acetyltransferase complex; Swr1 complex; nucleus.
CGUUUAACUACGAAGUGGAAAAAAAAAAAAGUGAACUCACCAAGCGUUCUUUGGCGCUCAAAAAUCCCCAAAUCCUCGGGGAAAUUGGAAACCCUAACUUCCGAAUCGAAUCGAAGAUCGUAUUGUUUCCGGGUUGGAUGAUAGCUACCCGUUGAAUGGGUGGUACGGACGCGAAAGACAUUCUCGGGUUGCGGAAGACGCCACUCCACGAGAAGAAAGCUCGACCCCAGAAGGAGUCUCAUAGAAAACCCGAUGGCAUUUCGCGCGAAAGGAUUGAUUUUUCAGUUGAAUUGGGGCUGUUAAUAUUAUGUGGUCUUUGUUGAAUUGCCUUCAAUUGAUGUUACCCACUUAAAGCGUCCUCCUCCACCUCAUGAGAUGGUUGCUUGGCAAUGGCUUCACAUCAGUUGUUUCAAUUGUGUGAAAGGGUUUGAUCUCCGUUUCACUGUCAUUGCUGAUCGCUUCCCAUUAUCCCGGACUCUAGAGAGUGUGUGACUCGGGCCCUGCUGCGUGCUAGAGCUCAGUCUCCAGCAGAUUUGGCAAACCAUCCUCUGAUGAAGGAGCCUUAUGAUAUGACACGCGAUAGAGAGCGCAAACGUGCAUUGUCAAUGGUCCUGUCCCAGAGUAGACACCAGGAGAAGAAAGAUGCUGAGAUUCUUGCUGAGGCUAAAAGAAUCACAGAGAUUCGUUUGGCUGCACGUCGUGCGGCAGAUCUUGAUGUGUCUGGGAAUGAGAAUAUCGGUCUUGAUAAAGCUGAUGGAGGUCCAGGGUGUAGUGUAUCUCCAUCUUCCAAUUCUCAACUUCCUGCAACUGCCGUGGCUCCAUCAAUACUAACUAUGGCAGAUUAUGCCUCUACUCUUGCUUCUCUGCGCAUGCUUCAUGUGUACUUGAGAACCUAUGGACUUGAACAAAUGGUUCAAGCUGCAAGCUCUGCUGUUGGUCUUCGAACGAUCAAGCGCGUUGGGCAGACUCUGCAAGAUCUCGGGGUUAAUUUAAAGCCAAAGGUUCCUACAAAAACUGUAUGUGAUGAGUAUCUUGAAUUACGGAAAGAAAUUCUAACACUACUGAAUCUUCAGAAGCAGCUACAGUAUAAAGAAUCAGAAGGCUCAUCACACCGUGAAGGGACCUAUGCCGCAAUGCCAGAUACUCCAAAGGAAUUUCAGCUGAAAGACCAAUCAAGAAGGAACCGAAGCGCAAGGGUCCUGGAAGGCAGGCAGACACUCCUUCACCAGCUCAUAAGCGGCCUAGAAAAUUGAAAGCAUCUGAUCUCUAAAAAUGUUCUCACUACUGAUUCACUAUUUUCAUUUGCAUGUUUUGCCGGUGACGCUGCACUAUUUUGAAUUGUCCCAAGAAUAAAUUUGUCAAUUGUGAUUCCAAGUUUUAUCAAGUGUAGACCAGUCUAAAACACAAGAACCUACAGUACAGUCAUCAUGUCCAAAACACGAGUUUAAGGGAUUAGUAAAUUUAAACCAA